Messenger RNA from Diplodia corticola, 780 nucleotides. Its product is annotated as pretoxin hint domain protein. The transcript is spliced from 5 exons. Bases 1 to 780 code for a protein of 259 amino acids. The record is from RefSeq and is a predicted model, not a curated record. Lineage: Eukaryota; Fungi; Ascomycota; Dothideomycetes; Botryosphaeriales; Botryosphaeriaceae.
AUGCGUACAUUCACAGUCGUUGCCCUGUUCGCCGUUAUCGGCUACGCCACGCCCCCAAUGUCGUUCAACUGUGCCGAUCGCCUUGAAGACAUCUGCACGAACAUGUGCUGGGGAGCAUACUGUACAGAGCCGUCCUUUGGUGUCACCCUCAACUACGACCGCUACGGCGGAACCGGCAAGCGCGACAGCGACAUCGGAAAGGCUCGACAGAAGAGUGCCGGGUGCCUACCGCGUCCAAACAGGUGCAGUACCAACGGCGGCAACCCUCGUGCAGGGGAAAACUGCGACGAAUACCCCUUCGCCAGCACCUCGGAUGCCGACAAAGGCGGACAGGUCAGCAAGUGCGUCAUUAGCAAGCACAAUAGCCGCCAGGGCAACAUCAUCGGGCAGUACACGCAGAACACCUGCGGGGGCAACGACUGCCAGUUCAUCGUCGGCUUCGGCAACCCCGCUGCGGCCAAUGUCAAGUACUGCAUGGCGUACAGCGACCGAUACAACCAGUGCAUCCCCGACGGGAGCAUCUUUAAGAACGGCAAGCCUGAUGUCCGACCGCCUCCGUCGAAGCGUGAUGGCAAUUCCACCAUGGUUGGCGGCAUGUAUCUGAUGAAGUCUGGCAUGAAGGUGGCAUUCGGCGCGAACCUGGAGAUUGGGACCAAGACCAAGCAUGCGACGCCCAAGAACGCGACCAUGCUCGCUUGGGUCGAUGACAAUGACGAGGACGAGGACCACGUCGAGUGGGACUUCCUCGAUGAUGAGAUUGUCGAGAAGCUUGAGGAGUAA